UUAGUUGGGCUACAAGGCGGCAACAAAAACUACAAAAAAGCCUUGAACCAGAAAAGAUGACAAAAAAUAUUUUAUUUUGUGCAUUUUUGAUUUUACAACUGUCAACAUCUUUCUGUGCAGAAAAUAUUACUCAAGCAACAUUGACAGAAACGAGCAAUUGUAUCGUUAAAAAUAACGUUUUUCUCGAAUGUGACGACGCACUUUCCAUUGUAAAUUGGAUAUCGUCUGCAAAUUUGAACGUAAUUGAGGAAAUAGAAAAAUUAACGAUUGAAAAUUGGCAAGAAAAAGUGGUGAAACCUUCAAUAUUUAAAAAUUUUACAAAUUUGAGAGAAUUUACGUUAAAAAGUGGAAAUUUAACGAAGUUUUUGGGGGAUUUUCCUGCUUUAAAUUAUUUGGAGAAAAUAAAUGUAACGGAUAACAAGAUAAAGGAUGUUUAUAACACACUGUUUAAAAAUUUACCGGAACUGAAAACUGUUGAUCUGAGGCGAAAUAAUCUUCAAACAAUCACGAAGGCUUUUAUUUUGGCGAAAAACUUUUCAGAAUUAUAUUUAUUUGGAAACCAUUGGGACUGCACAAAACCAAUGAAAUGGCUUCUCAACGUUAGUCACUCAAGUUAUGUCGCGGAUCUCCAAACUCUUAAAUGUUCCGACAAAAAAUAUCAUACGAGACAUUUAGUGACCGUUAUGGAGUAUAAUUUGGGAGUGAAGGAAAGUUGCCGCAAAAGUGGACUCAAAAAUUGUACUUGCAGCAUUUAUUACAUGCAACGUGAAGGCUCGCCAAGUUAUUCCGUUAAUUGCAGCAAUAGAGGAUUUUAUAGUUUACCGGAGAUUUUGCCUUUGAACACAACUGUUUUGUAUAUUUCACAUAAUAACAUCAGUGACUUACGUCCUCUUGUAACGAACUCCCUUUAUCACGACAUCGACGACAUUUAUUUGAACAACAACUUGGUUACCUCGAUUGAAGUCUUAGAGAACAGUGUUUAUUUGAACAACUUUCGCCUUUUAAGCCUCGAAUCCAAUAAAAUUUCCAAGAUUUCAGUUUUCCCUCUAAAAAACGCCUUUAGUCGCAACCCGAACCUACAAAGUGUCUUUUUGAGCCAAAACCCGUGGACCUGCAACUGUAAAUUCACUCCAAAAUUCCAACAAUUACUUGCAAAAUUCGAAUUUAUCCGAGAUGCUCGCAACAUAACGUGUCGUUUUGAGCAAGACAACCCUUUUUCGAAUCGUCCAGUGAUGUCAUUGACGAAAAAUGAACUCUGUCACCAAGAAAACGAAGAAUUUCUCGUCAUUGAUAUCGUAAAUUGCAUCUUAGGACUUUUGAUUUUCGUUAUUUUAGCGAAAUUAUUUUAUGACUACAUCCAAUAUCGACACUACGGAAGGAUACCGUGGCUUGUAAAAAUUAUUUAAUUUAAAAAAAUGGAAAUUUUCUAA
Molecule: messenger RNA, 1430 nt
Organism: Culicoides brevitarsis
Lineage: Eukaryota; Metazoa; Arthropoda; Insecta; Diptera; Ceratopogonidae
Gene: swi2
Product: protein singed wings 2
Exons: 7
Coding region: 57-1406 (449 amino acids)
Cellular component (GO): extracellular matrix
Molecular function (GO): protein binding
Source: RefSeq, a predicted model, not a curated record